CGCGGCAAAAUAAGCAGCGGCGAAAAUAGGUAGCGGUGCGGCGAAGCUGAGCAGUUUGUGCUGCGCUUGCAAAAAAGUAUAUGUAUAACAACAUAUAUAUUUUCACGAAAAAAUGGAAUUGACAACACAAUUAAAAGCGAGCGGAUGGCAUCUAACGGAGGAGGGAAUAAAGUCAUUGAGCAGCAGCAUCGAAGGCAAUCUCGACCCACGCAAAAUUAUCGAUGAGGCUUUAAACCGAGACUUGCGCGAAAUUGGAGGCGGUGCACUGGCGACUAAGCGAGACGAUGCCACUGGAAUGCUUGUUGGCCGCAUUGUGCUCCAGGUGCAAAGAGUGCGGAAUAUCGCUGCACCCAAGAGCAACGAGGAGUCGAAGGCGGCGCCACGCCUCCUGCAGUUGGAUUUAACUGAUGGGCAGGCAUCGCUGCAGGCCCUGGAACUGGAGCCGGUGCCAGCCCUGAAUCUGAAUGUCGCGCCUGGCACGAAAAUCUACUUUAAAGCUGAAAAACUUCAACUGAUGCAUGGAUUUUUGCUCCUGCGUCCAAGUGAUCUGCAGAUACUCGGCGGUCGCGUUGAAGCACUCUAUGAGAAGUGGGACUUUGCCCGAACAAUGCUGAAGUAUGCCCGCAGUGGAAGACCGCCCGCUGGAUCGACUGCACCGCCGCCGUGGGUUGCUUUCGGCAAGAGUAUUGAUGCCACCGCUGAGCGGAACUUUAAGAGUCUUGCUGCGGCAUCUGAUAAGGACAAGCCCACAAAGGAGAACGAUGAGUUUAACGUGAUGCGAAACGAAGCAAUUGCCGUUGCCAGCAAAGCAGCUGUUAAGAAAGUCUUUGGCGGUGGAGGCCAGAAUCUUGUAGACCAUAAUAUUAAAAAGAUACUGGACAAGGGCUAUAGCAAAGAUGAAGCGAUGGUUGCACUGCAGUUAACUCGAAAUAAUUUGGAGCGCGCUCUCUUCAAUCUCAAGAGGCGCAGAGAUGCCGCCGGAGGCAGUAGCGAGCCCCAGGUGCGUGCCGGACGAGGUGAGCGACCAAGUAGAGAAGGGAAACGUGGCGCCAGUCUAAAAGAUGAAGCCGAAGCGGCAAAACCUGCUGCGAAUGCCACACUUUUUGAUUUCCUUACUACUAAAUUGCCCCCAACGAAGACAACAGCUGCCGACGUUGCCGCAGAUUCAUUAAAAGCAUCCAUAUCAAGUGCCGAGAAAGCAAUCUUCAAACAGUAUGAAAAUGAUUCUAAGCUGUCAACUGUAAACGUACCGGAGAGCAAACCUCAGGCUGUAGGGGAACGCACGCGAUUUGAGAACAAUGUAUCUAGCAGUUUUGCUGCUCAUCGUGGAGGGCCUCCCGGUCGCAUGUCACGUGGCGGAGGACGCAAUCGCCCACCCCGUGGAGGCGGAAGUAUCAACAGCGAGCGAGGUGGCGGAAACAUGCGCAGCAAGCACGACAACUUCUCUCGGGGAUCAGAACAAACACAUGGCAAAAGCGCUGGCCGCAAUGGCCAGGAAAAUCAUAACCACAGUCAUGUGGCCAGUAAAAGUGUCGCUGAGGGGAAAUAUGAACAGGAGAGUUCAGUUACCAAAGACCAAGGCAUUAACCGACGCAGCAACGAGCGUCCGAAUAAUCGUAAUGGCAAUUCCCGAGCCGAAAAUGGAAAUUCCAAUAACAGACGUCGCCAACAAGGAAGUGGAUCAGGCAGUGCUGGUGCUUCUGCGAUUAUCCCCGCUUCCAAACCCACAAACGCUUUUAGUAACAAUACGAAUAAUGAUGAAGUCAAUACUCGCUUAAGCAAAGUUGUCGAAGAAACUGCAAACUUGAAGCUGAGCUCAUCUAAACGUGAGCCAAGACGCGGUGGAAAGCAAGGUGGUGGGCCCUCCAGUCGUCCUCCAUUUGAAACCCAAGGGGUUUCUUUGCAAUCCGAGAAGAAAUCAACAGAGAAGCCUCUACCACCACAGCGACAGCCGACGACAGACAGUGGGAGACAACAGUCGAAUGCCAGCUACAGUCAAUUGCCAAACGGAUAUACUUAUGAUCCCAGUAAAAUUAUGGGUUUCCAAAGUAAGGAAACUAAUGAAUUUGCCAUGAGUUUACUAAAGAGUCAGGGCUUGACAAUUGCACCGUCCAAUCAAACGCUCGCCCAAUCCCCACCGGCUACUAAGCAAAGAAUCAAUUCAGUUCCGUCUCAACCGGGAUCUGCUAACUUUGUGCUGCCGAAUCCGCAGCCAACUCUAAUACCAUCGCCUCCCCAGAAUUUUGGUCACGAUGCUUGGAUGUGGAAGUCCGGUGAUCUGUGUAUGGCAAAGUAUUGGGAUGAUGGAAGGUACUACGAAGCCGAAAUAACAGCUGUGUCUGAUAACACGUGUGUCGUGUUCUUCCUGGGCUACGGAAAUCAUGAAGAAGUACUCAAAUCGGACAUUUUGCCCAUCACCGACUCCCAAAAUAGACCAUUGACCAACAAUCCCCAGCCACAGCAUCAGAAGACACGCUUCCGCGGUGAUCGUCCGGGUCAGCAACAACAGGUGUAUGUACCACCACACAAACGGGAAUAUUAAAUAUCUUGAACAUACACACACACACACA
Drosophila innubila is the source of this 2570-nucleotide messenger RNA. It is a transcript of the gene Tdrd3, whose product is annotated as tudor domain-containing protein 3. Gene Ontology annotation, molecular function: RNA binding; protein binding. The record is from RefSeq and is a predicted model, not a curated record. The transcript is spliced from 4 exons. The coding region runs from base 113 to 2542 and encodes 809 amino acids. Gene Ontology annotation, cellular component: cytoplasm; nucleus. Gene Ontology annotation, biological process: mRNA processing. NCBI's taxonomy places the organism in Eukaryota, Metazoa, Arthropoda, Insecta, Diptera, Drosophilidae.